Messenger RNA from Aureobasidium pullulans EXF-150, 378 nucleotides. RefSeq lists its product as uncharacterized. The annotation marks the transcript as partial. The record is from RefSeq and is a predicted model, not a curated record. The transcript has a single exon. NCBI's taxonomy places the organism in Eukaryota, Fungi, Ascomycota, Dothideomycetes, Dothideales, Saccotheciaceae.
ACCUCCCGACGUGAAUCGCAUGUUUGGUUCAUGAAUGGCGCACCGGAAAUCGUUGCAGCAGGUAUCUGCGUAGUAACCAUCAGCAGUACAGGUACUGUUGUUGUGAACAUGCCUGUCUGUACCCACAUCGGCGGAAUGUCCGAGACAGCAGCUGACACGACUGUCCUUGUAUGUGAACAAGCCACGGAGCCCAGGAGCGGGACCACAUCAUCAAAAGAUAAUAACAUCUACCCAUGCCGCCCGUUUCGCGUUCCAUGCUUGAUAUCGAGUAACGAGGCGAGGCAGCUUCAUAUCGCGAUUCAUGAGCAACGAACAUGAGCGAGCCCCGAGACCGUAUAUCCGAAGGGCUAGUGAAAAGCACAGGUGCUUCUCAGCCUG